Besnoitia besnoiti is the source of this 6282-nucleotide messenger RNA. RefSeq lists its product as uncharacterized. The record is from RefSeq and is a predicted model, not a curated record. The transcript has 4 exons. Bases 1 to 6282 code for a protein of 2093 amino acids. Lineage: Eukaryota; Apicomplexa; Conoidasida; Eucoccidiorida; Sarcocystidae.
AUGGCAGCGCGGGGUUCUUUUGCGUGCCCUCCUUCGGAAGGUCAGCAGUACGCCACCUCUGCGGCCUUUGCGCCGCUCUCGCCUCUUCCGCCGUCGUGUGUUUCGCCUACUUGCGGAGCCCCUGCAUCCCUGUUCAGCUUGACUUCGGGGGCAUCCAGUUCAGCGGCUACCAUUCAGCAGAGCUCCGCAGACGGAAAUGCAAGUGGACCAUCGACCCCGCUGUCGGGCAUAGUCAGCUUUCUAGGCAGGCAUGAUGUCUCGAGCCCAUGGAGCGGCGUGCCGCUUCCAAUUGGUCGUUCUUUGCCGCCACAGUCAGCAAGCAUGCAGACAACCGGAUUAGGCACGGGGGAGGGGGGGGCUGCAGGCGGUACAACGUCGCCCCAGGGUAGCGUGUCUUCCUCCGCAUACUGUGCUACACCAGGGCUGCCGUGCGGCGGAUCGACGACGCCUUCAUUCGCGCCUUUCCAGCUUCCACAACCGUUACAACCUCUUGGGUCCGCUCUAGUCCCUACAGAUCUAGGGCAGGUGUACGGCAGCGCACCGCUGAACAGCACCACGAUUCCCGGUCCUUCAAGCGGGCCUCAGGGACCUGGUUUGGCGCAGGGAACGUUUUCGGGGUGCAGCGGAGGAAGCGAAAGAGGUGUGAUUGGCCCCAUGAAUCCGGCGGGAGCGGUCAUUUCUCCGAUACCACUGCAGGCUUCAGGCGUUCCUGUGUCUCGCCAUUUUGAUGUCCGGCGCCCAGCACCGUUCGAUCUGGCCAAAUUUGAUCGUAGAGACCCGCACAUCCAUUUCUAUCUGCCAGUCGACUGCCCUCACAGCAGAAGGUGUUCUGAUGGCUGUUGCCCUUUGGCUCACACGAAGCUGGAGAAGAUCUUCCAUCCAAUAGUAUACAAGACGCAGACAUGCCAGAUGUCGUUGAGCAGCCGAUGCGAGUACUACAGCAAGUGUGCUUUUUACCACACAGACAAAGACCGCUUAGAGGCUGAGUUUGCGUGGCGCCUGUGGGAGCAUCGUUGGAGUUCCUGGAGGCAACAGGUGGAUCAAAUCCUCGGGCUCCACAACAAGUUGGAGAAGGAGAUCAAACGCAAAGUGGAAGGGAUUCUGAAAAUCAGAAUGCCAAGGCAGCAGCCGAUACAGCGCCAACAGCUGCGGCAACUGACCCUCGAGGCACACGCAGCGGCGUUGGGUCAGAGCAUCGCUGGCCGUCGGGGGUCGCAAGCUCGACAACCUGCGACAGUCCCAACUUCUGAACAUCACUCUCAUUCCCAGCAGCGGUUGACGCAGUGUUUGCAAACUCAGCAGCACUUACUUUCGCCCGUAGUACACCACACCGCAAGGAGUGUUUCCGCUUCACAGGGCGUUCAAGGGCUCUCCAGCAUACCGCCAUCUUCACUACAGAUUGACCAAGGAGCACAGGCCGCGAGCGUUGGCCUUCAGAUUCAUGCCAGCCCGUCAGCAGUUCCGCAGAGGCAGUCCUCGUCUGACGCGUCGUGGUUGUGGGUGGCUGAGGGUGCGUGCCAGCCAGAUUUGAGGCGAAGCGGCAUCGAAGCGCAGGGGACCUACGGCGCAUCGCCAAGCCUCCGGGAUAUCGGAACCGGGCCGCUGUCAGGUGUGCACACAAUGGGGAAGAGUGACACGUUGUUGUACUCGCUCGACAGCGGGGAUCCGUCCGCGUCCUCGAGGAACCGUCCGGGUUUUCAUGAUUCACAGGGUCAGAGAAUAGGAACUAGCGAAGCCGAAAGCGGGGCGGGAGGUCGGAGUCGGGAGCCUGCGGAAUUCUGUUGUUUGGGCCCUUCGACGCCAAUGCACAUGAUGUCUGGCGACCAGGAGAACCGAAUCGCCAGGGGGUUCGACGCAUUCGCAAUCAGUUCCGGGGUUUCCGUAACCAGGGGAGCUGCGCGACGACCGAGCGGCACCGACCUCUCUGGCCUUUCUCAGCGGCAAGGUUCCUUAGGUGCUGAGGCUGUAAUCGACUUCGCAGCGUCUACCGGCCGGGACACGCUGGAGGACAUGUCACCUAUCGCUGCGAAGCAGUACGCAGCACUUCGGUCUCAGGCUGUAUCUAGGAGCGGUAUUGACGAAUCACAGUUCCAUGCCGGCAGUAUCGACAGCCUGUUCCAAGGGAGUGGGGGGGUAGAUGUCCCCACGCGCAGCGGUGGACGGCACGGCGAAGAGGAGACCUUGCGCUGCCCCUCGCCCGGUUCAACAGUCGCAUUUCCGUCUUUCGCAGCCGCGAGACACGCUGAACGCGAUAUGAGUCUCCGCGAAACUCUCCACUUCGGGACUGUUCAGAUGUCUCCUGUUCAAGGUAUCCCAGGUACCUGGACGGCUGGAGGCACGCGAGCAGGCGGCACACUUCAGUGCGCACCGCGGAGCGUGCAACUGCACAGCCACCAGUCGGUCAGUCGAGAGAGUGCAGCAGAGGAGAGAACGUCGUCAAGCUCGUCGUCCAUCUCGCUGAUUUCCGGAGAUGCGUUUUCAAUGAGUUCACCCGCCAUGUCAGGUGGCGGGAGUUCUCGAGGAGAUAGAGGCGGUACCGAUGGAGUAGCUGGCGUGCACAGCAAGACAGGAAAGUCCGUGAAGGCGGAUACUGCGCGUCCCGAGAAUGUGAAAAAGAGUGAGGGGAAAGACGCUUCAGAAGGCAAGCAGGGAAGACUUGCCGUGGACGAACAGCGUCAGGCGCAGGGCGAAGCAAGGUACGGGCAGGAAAGACAGCAGCGAGACGCUGCUUCAAGGCAAGGGGAUGCCGAUUACUACGAGUCUGCGCCAGCGUUUCAUACGUCGGGGUCUCAUGCAGUGCUGCCAGGUCGGCAGCCGGAGAACCUCACGCUUUCUGCAGCGCUACGUGAGGAUCUGGACGUGCAGCAGCACCAUGCGCCGUACUCGGCUCAUGGCGCAGGUGCGGCACUACCAACCGCAGCGUCUGACUAUGCUCCGUACACACUCUUGGAUUUUUGUUUCUUGGACGAAGAUAACGAAAGCAGCCCCGGAUUUCGGACUCUAGGCAGCGGCGCUGAUGGCCGGUCGAGUUACUUUCGUGCUAACGUCGACGGUCAGUCUGGUGCACCAGUUGGGCCGUCAGGCGGCGCCUCCUUGCCUACGGAGUCACUGGUGUCCCGUGGCGAAGAAGGGGGCAGAACGGCGACGGCCGACGGAGAGGAGGGAAGGGUAGAUCGCGGCGAUGCUGGAGCAGGAGGCAGGAUCAGUGGAGUUGGCGGUGGCAGACCCAAGAGAGAAGAGUUGUCGCAGAGUGGCUUCGCCACCCUCUUAGACCCGGAGUUCCCGCCGCUGAACUCUCCCCCUCCAUUUGCUUCCAGAAUAGGGACAGGCGAAGAAGGCAAUUAUGACGUGGAAGGAGAACGCACAGCGGGGCGCCGCGCCACUUCGACAGCCGUGUUCGACUUAGAGGCACCCCAGUUUUACUGGCUUCCACAGGCGGCAGGACAGCGUUCGUCCGAAGCUCUGCCUGAGGCCAACCAUGCAGUUGCACCUUCGCCGGUUGUGGAGUCAGAGCGGAAGGAUACAUUUGCUUAUGCGCCACAACCCGCGAGGGGCUCCGAGUCGAGUUGUAGCAAGUUUUCCCUUCUCGCUCCAGGAUUCUGUGGAUCUGGAGUGGAUGCCUUUAGAGAAGAGGUAGCACUGAGGCAGCGGUUGUCGGGCAGCUCGUCGCGAACAUCUGCCUUCUUAGCUCCCUCUCAUCGACAGCAAGAAAGCUCCGUACUGCAGGGAAUAUACAAGAGUGAAGACGGUGCCUCCACAGAUUCUCCUGGUGCAUCCCGAGCUCGAAGCUUGGAGGCACGCGGGCAGAUGCUGCAAGCAGGCUUGCCGUGUAGCACGGAACCCGAGCAACUGGUCGACUUCACAGAGCGGAUGAAGAGUGCCAGGGCAGCCGUGAGUGGCGCGGGUUUUCAGGCAGCCGCUUCUGAGCGCUACAAAGAGAAUUUUGCAGUGAUAUAUCACUCUCCCUCGAUACCAGAAAUGUCGCAACCCGUUCGUCUGAAUGAGCAACGACUUGCCACUCGCCUCCCCCAGAGGGAGACACACAUAGACGACGCCGCUGGACUCCCGGAGACUGAGGAAGCGCAGAAGGAAGGCUUUGGGUAUAUCUGCCGGCCUGUCCAGCACCAAAGGAGCAUACAGGGUGAUGCUCAGCUCGGUGAUGGGAGAGAUGAGAAAACUGAGGAACUUAGCGAAGAACGCGAGCGUGAGAAGGAAGACAACGGCGGCAGCGGACGGGACGUUCUCGGGCAGCCGACUGACACUGUUGCAAAAUGUUCAAGAACCGAAGCAGAGAAGGAUUCGGAGCCUGGAGACCUGCGGGCCGUACCUUCUUUUAUAUCAGAGUUCGCUGCGCAGCCGUGCGGGACCGCAGCAGCGGCUUUAGAUAAAGACCAUUCCCCUGACGUUAAGUUGCGAGGAGCUGCUCAGGGCGAUCGAAGCCGGAGGUCAACAGUUGCCAGCAUCAUGGACCCGUCCAGUCGCUGCAGCACAUCGUCUACAGGAUUCGAGGAUUUCCUCCCACGAGGAGAUAACUCGUCAGCUGUGUUUGGUUUUCCGUCUCGUGCGAACAGCUUCUCCGCAGGUGGCAUUGCGGGUCUUCCUCGGUUUUCCAGAAGCAGUGACUGUGUGAGCCCGUUCUGCUUACGACAUGCUAGCCGAGCACUGGAUAGCCUUUCUGUUGCAAUCUCCACCUCGUCAGAGUGUAUGGAUGCCACAAGUCCCGCAUCAAAUUCGGGCCUUGGGUUUCUGACCAGUGUUCCAGAGGAAGGGCGUGUCGGUCGCUCAGAAGGUUUGUGUGGCUCUGAAGCAGAAUUUGGAGAAGAGGCACGUGCGAAGCCGACCGGCAAGGCUACGCGCAGUCCGCGGGCCGCGGACGUUCCCGGGCGAGAUACAGAGGCGGCUGUCUCUGGAGCAGAAAUGCCGGCGUGUGUUCGCGUACAGCCUGGUCUUCCGGCGGGCGUGCAGGGGUCAGACGAGCAGGCGAGGUGCGAGACAGGAAACGUGGUAAGGGAAGAAGGGAAACAAGAUGUUCAAGACGAUAUCGAGACAAAACGUGGUGAUCUCUUAGCAGGACGCGCUGAAGAUACUGUGGACGAGCGACAUGUCUCAAGCAGACACAGAUCUUUGGAGGGGUAUGUUGGCGGCCAAGAACAUAGCGAUAAAUGCUCGCAAUGUGUGUACUACCAGCACCUGACGGAGCAGUUGAAGGGUAUGCUUAGCACAACGAUGGAGGAGGUGCAGCGACUGCGCUGUAGAACUGGAAGUUUACGGAGGGACGGCGAGGGUGAGAAAGUCGCACUGAGUCGUCUUGAGAGAGAUUUAUUUCCCGCGUCAGGACUCUUGUUGGAGGAGACGAGCUUAAUCUCCUGUCCAGACGCCGAUGUGACAAAGGCAAGCCUCGUCUUCCCAACUUCCUCUCUAUCAAGCGUUCACUCGAGCCGGAAGACGGCAUUCUUUUCUAUUGUACCAGUGCAGGAAGGGGAGCCGCCGGUGGCAGGAGCUGGUGGCGGAACAGUGGACGAGGGGGGUGCAGUGAUACAGUCAGCGGAUAAGUGUGGCAUCACGGGACAACCUGCAAGCAAUGAGAUGAGUGCGGAAGGACGGGUGUACGGAGAACAUCACGUGGGUGACCGAGCUGGAGGAGUUCGAACGCGACCAAAGGCACCCCCCGGUUGUGGUCGAGUUGAAGAAGAAGACAUGCGACAGGCAGCUUCAGUGUCACCAGUGACUAUGCCCCCAGCAGCGCACCCACGUGUGGACAGUGUAAGGGAGGGUGAACGGCUCGGAGGGUUUCUAGGCUCGCAGGAAGGCGCGUCAGACACGGCGGAGGUGAAGACGCAAGAGCAUAUCGGAGCCUCAAGCGAUACAGAGGGGAAAGCGAAGGACGAGAAGCCCGUGGAACAAACUGGGGGAACCCAGGCUGGACUGGGUGAAGCUCCAGCUCGAGGGAGAGCCGCCAUACCGAAGGAAUCAGCAAACUUCAAGGGCUCCGCGCCGCGCGGCGUAACCGGGGAUCUGUUGGCCGCUAGAGGCACCUCAGCCACUGAGAGGCCAGCUGGUCAGGAUGUGUGCGCAGGAGGACCUAACGUUUGUUCCGGCCUUCAGGCUAUAGAAAAUGUCUCGUCGGCAACCAGUGCUGGAGCCUCGGGCCACGCAUCUAGAGAGGAAAAUAGCAACCGAGUGAAAGGUAGAGACGUGCUCUCCAAGGAAACCGAUACAGCUCGUCGGGAAACGCAGGGAGGCGACCGCGGCCAAGGUGGAAUGACCGCAGACACCAUGUGA